UAAUUUGAUUCUAAGAUCGUAAGACACUUCCACAUGAUGUGGGUCUUGCCCUUUGAGGUCGGGAUCAGCUGACUACUGGCAGCUGCACCAUACAGUAAUGCCGUCUGACCACUAAGCCAAUUAUGUGAUUGGUCUUAGAGCGCAGAGUGUCAGCUGAGUGUGUGAUAAACCCAGUUUCAAAUGGCACCAGUGAACCCUGUUUACCUGCUCAUAGAUCCAUUUCUGGAUCCACUGAUCAGAGAAUUUCUAAAAGUGUCUGUAAGACACAAGAGAUAAUGGCACAUAGCUGCAGAGCAUACAUCAUAAUAUGUGACAGAAUCGAGAUCAGUCACUCUAGAUGAGAGUGAUAAUGGCACAUAUGAGUGUAUAGGACACCACCGUCUACCCACUGGAUCUGUCUCAUCCCCCAAUAAAUAGUACUGGAAUUAUACACACCACAGGCCAUCCAAGUUAUCUAGAGAGAAAGACAGAGAGAGAGAGUGUGUGAGGGAGAAACAGAGAGAGAGAGAGAGAGAGAGACAGAGAGACAGAGACAGAGAGAUCCCUGGCUGGAUGGAACCCCUGUGGGAUGAGCCGUGGUAGAGAGAGCAGCAGAGUAAUCCCGUGGAGUGGAAAGAGAGAACGAUAGCGGCAGUAGUCCGGCUCAGACAUUAGAGCUUAAUUAAGUGGGCUCACACACGGUAUGUCACGCAAAAACUAGUUCUCAUUUACUAAGGCUAACAUGAUGGGGGGGGUGGUGUUCGGUGCGCUCCGGACGCGCAACAUGAAGGAGGAGGGAGGCAGCGGAGCGCACUGAGAGACUCUCCAAGAGUAAGCGCUGUGUUGACGGCGUUAGAGUAUGAAGGGAUGUGAGCUGCACUUGGGGUAGAAUGGCACCCUAUCUCACAUGGAUCUCUGAGGGAUGGCAGCUUUUCACCACCACCAUCAUCACCACCAUCCGAGCGUGGACCUGCGGCGGCUCUUUCAUCGGUUCACCAUCGCGUCCUCUCUGAGCAUCCUGUGCUUCUCCUUGGUUUAUCUCCUCACCGGAUGCUGCGAGUCGGAGCUAAUAGAAAAGUCGGAAAUCAAGCCACCCUCACAUGAAUUCCUUAUGUCAGGGUCAGGAUGGCCGUACGAGAGAAACGGAUCCAGUGUGGCCAAGGAGUUUACAGUCGCGGUUGGCGAAGGCGCGCUCAGCGGUUAUCCCAGGCUGGAGGCGAACAGCUCGGCGAAAGACUGGACAGCCACCCGGAGGUUACCCCAGGCUCUGAUCAUAGGGGUUAAAAAGGGAGGCACCAGGGCUCUGCUGGAGUUUCUCCGACUCCACCCAGACAUCCGUGCCCUGGGCUCAGAGCCGCACUUCUUCGACCGGCAUUACGCACGGGGACUGGAGUGGUACAGCGGCUGCAUCAGCUGAGGGGGAUUUGGCCUACUUUGAGAAGACAUGACUCAGCCGGACGUUUUUCGGGGACCCUGGACUGCCGCUGGCGACUCCCGGCUUCACUUCACAGCCUUCCAGCAGGGUGAUACAAACUGGAACGCAGCGGUGAGGGGUGGCGGAGCCUGAAGGCGGUGUACUUUAGGUGGUCCUCACACGUCGGUGAUUUGAGGCAGCGGAAAGUCUCUUGGUUCAGCCAAAGAGCCCCUGCUCUGCGGACACUUUGACAAGUGGCUGGCAGCCGCUGGAUUCAAUGAAUCUUUGACAGAGUUGCAGGCCAAACAGAAACUCAUCUAUUUAGCUAUGGCUGCUCGCUUAUAAUA
Epinephelus moara (kelp grouper) is the source of this 1740-nucleotide messenger RNA. Its product is annotated as heparan sulfate glucosamine 3-O-sulfotransferase 2-like. The transcript has 2 exons. NCBI's taxonomy places the organism in Eukaryota, Metazoa, Chordata, Actinopteri, Perciformes, Serranidae. The record is from RefSeq and is a predicted model, not a curated record. Bases 902 to 1396 code for a protein of 164 amino acids. Gene Ontology annotation, molecular function: [heparan sulfate]-glucosamine 3-sulfotransferase activity.